Vicia villosa (hairy vetch) is the source of this 1410-nucleotide messenger RNA. RefSeq lists its product as uncharacterized. Gene Ontology annotation, molecular function: aspartic-type endopeptidase activity. The transcript has a single exon. Bases 1 to 1410 code for a protein of 469 amino acids. Gene Ontology annotation, biological process: proteolysis. NCBI's taxonomy places the organism in Eukaryota, Viridiplantae, Streptophyta, Magnoliopsida, Fabales, Fabaceae. The record is from RefSeq and is a predicted model, not a curated record.
AUGUCUUACCCACUUCAACAAAACAGGUUCCAAGGUCCUCUAAGGAAAUUCGAUCCUUUGCCUACUUCCAGAAGUGAAAUACUGAAAUAUCUGGUAAAUGAGCGAUUGGUAGAACUUAGACCUAUGCCACCUCCGAUUCCUAGAAAAGCUACACCCAACUUCAGACCCAAUGAAAGGUGUGAAUUUCACGCCAAUUCUCCUGGACACACGUUAGAAAAAUGCUGGGCUUUCAGGCACAAGGUUCAAGACCUGAUCGAGUCUGGGGCAAUUGCUUUCGACAAACCUAAUGUGAAGACAAAUCCCAUGCCUCGUCACGAUGGCACAGUCAAUGCAAUCGAGGUCGUCACUGAGCAAGAGUUAGUUCAACAACGGAGUUCCCCUAUAGAUUCCCUUAAGAGGUAUCUACUCGCAAGGGGGUUCAUCCUAGAACAUAACGAGGCUUUUAAGGACACCCUGCAGAGACUCGUGGACCAAGGGAUAAUUCAGUUGAAAGAACACCCCGAGGAGGAGUAUAUGGCCAUGUUGGAAAGGAACGAGCCAUUAAUAAUACCUAGUCCAGGAGCAAGGAAGACAUUAAUCAUCCCCUGCGCCAAAGCACCAUUGAUGAUACCCACGCAAGUACACACUAGGAUCAUCCCAGUCAGAGAUCCAUAUCCGGUGGACAAAAUGAAAGCGGUCCCUUGGGAAUAUGAUUCAAGUAGUAAUACGGAAGUGACAAACAUCGUUGGGCCUGGAGGUAUGACUCGUAGUGGUCGCAUAUUCAAUGCUGCGAAACCAAAUGAGAACUUAGCACAACCAAGUAAUCAAGCUACUGUGGUCCUGACUGAAGAAGGCACAGCCAAGGAUAAAGAGGUCGUUAACAAAGACGCUGAAGAAUUCUUGGCAUUAAUCAAGAAAAGUUAUUAUAGAGUGGUGGACCAGUUACACAAAACUCCGUCCAAAAUAUCACUCCUCUCGCUGCUAGUACAUUCAGAAAAACACCGAGAUGCUUUGAUGAAAAUCCUGAAUGCUGCCCACGUAACUAAAGACAUCACUGUAAAUCAAUUUGAUGGAAUGGUGGCUAAUCUCACCGCUGGGGCAUGUUUAAGCUUCAAUGAUCAUGAGCUACCCCCACAAGGGAAAGAGCACAACAAAGCCUUACAUAUCUUCAUACAAUGUGGAAAAGCUCAUCUAUCCAGAGUUCUGAUUGACACAGGGUCGUCACUAAACGUGAUGCCAAAAGCCACUCCCGACAAGAUAGCCUUGGAGGGCCUGGUAGUUAGAUCAAGUCGUCUGGUAGUCAAAGCCUUCGAUGGAUCACAAAGUCCGGUAUUUAGAGAAGUAGACCUCCCUGUAGUAGUUGGUCCCCAUACAUUCUGCAUAAAUUUCCAAGUAAUGGAAAUUGAACCUGCUUAUACCUGUUUAUUGUGA